Messenger RNA from Entrophospora candida, 806 nucleotides. NCBI's taxonomy places the organism in Eukaryota, Fungi, Glomeromycota, Glomeromycetes, Entrophosporales, Entrophosporaceae. The record is from the annotation of a GenBank genome assembly.
AUGGCUCUAUAUCAAGGUCACUUUUUCGCCUUAUGAACACUUUGAAUGAUGACUUGAAGGAGAAUGGCUUUGACUCUCUGGUUAUUGUCUAUUACAAUUGUGGAAGCAUCUCAAAAUUUCACAGCUUUGAGCUACAUGGUGUUGUGAAGCUUAAAUACACUUCUAGUGAGGAAUUCCAUUUUGCUCUUCAACAAAUCAUAUCACCAGUAGCUAUUAACUCAAUGCCUGUCACUAUUACCCAAGAGUCAGCUACAGAAAUCCAAACAUGGUUUCAGCAGAUCCACAAUUCUCCCAAUGCCAAUAAAGCUGCUAGAAAAAUCCAAAACUGGAUUCAUAAGACUCUUGAUCGAAAGAAAUCCCAUCAACUUCAUCAUGAUCCAUUGCUAGAAAAGACAUAUAAUGAAGUAACAAUUUUUUGCCAGAAUUCCUUGAGGCAUAAAAGGCGCAAGUAUAUUAUUCUCUUGAGAGGACCAACAGUAGAUGUGAUUGUGAAGCUUAAUAAGCUGCAGAGCAAAAUGGAUGUAACCAAAGGAAACUUGAAUAAAAUAAUUAAUAAUCAUGCUUUUAGUAUGGACAAAGUUGAAGAAUAUGUUGAUUUGCUGGAAGAUCUUAAGUACAUCCAUUAUGAAAAUGUUAAGCAAGCAUUGAAUUCAUUGUCAACAACUGACAGUGCAGUGGAACACAUGCAAGAAAAUGUUGAAUGGUUGGAAAGUAAAUUACAAGAGGCACAUGAUAUAAUUAAUCAGAAUUCUGGAAAUUCUAUCAAAAUACCAGAAAAGGUUAUCAAUCUCACAUUUUUUCAGUAA